Messenger RNA from Peniophora sp. CBMAI 1063, 336 nucleotides. NCBI's taxonomy places the organism in Eukaryota, Fungi, Basidiomycota, Agaricomycetes, Russulales, Peniophoraceae. The record is from the annotation of a GenBank genome assembly.
AUGUGGACGAGUACCGCAACACCCUCUGGGAACGCGCGAACCAUCGCCGACAUAGGGACGCUCAAUCAGGAUGAUAGAAUGCACGCCAGCGUCAACGACCCCCCACACACUGUGAAGUCUGCGAACGCUCCAACAUCCACGACCCUUGCAGCGACGAUGGGUGGCGAGCGUAUCGAACUUGAUAUUAGUGCGACCGGGGUAGCCGGUGUGCUCAUACUCCCCACGCGUCUAUUCCUCAACGCAGACCCUGGGCAGGGUAUCCCCGGUUCAGCCAUCUCGUUGCUACACUUCCCCACGAUACCCAAGCUAGCCACCGAGCGGAGACGGCCAACAUAG